AUCCAGCCUGGGACAAGGGCGCAGGCCAUGGCUGCCGCCGCGCUCGUGCCCCGCUUGGCGCUGGUGGCGCUGGUGGCGCUGGUGGCGCUGGGUGCGUGGCGGGCGGAGGGCGCGGGCAUGGGCUCCUGCUAUGACCGUGCAGGGCGCGCGCAGCGCUGUCUGCCCGAGUUCGAGAACGCGGCGUUCGGCCGGCGCGCCGAGGCCUCGCACACGUGUGGCCGGCCCCCCGAGGACUUCUGCCCGCACGUGGGCGCGCCCGGCGCGGGGCUGCAGUGCCAGCGCUGCGAUGAUGCCGACCCCCAGCGCCGCCACGACGCCUCCUACCUUACCGACUUUCACAACCCCGACGACAGCACCUGGUGGCAGAGCCCGUCCAUGGCCUUCGGGGUGCAGUACCCCACCUCGGUCAACCUCACCCUGCGCCUGGGGAAGGCUUACGAGAUCACCUACGUGAGAUUGAAGUUUCACACCAGCCGACCCGAGAGCUUUGCCAUCUACAAGCGAACACAUGCCAGUGGUCCCUGGGAACCCUACCAGUACUACAGCGCCUCCUGCCAGAAAACGUAUGGGCGCCCAGAGGGCUACUACCUGCGGCCAGGCGAGGAUGAGAGGGUGGCUUUCUGCACCUCUGAGUUCAGUGACAUCUCCCCACUGAGUGGGGGCAACGUCGCCUUCUCCACCCUGGAGGGCCGUCCCAGUGCCUACAAUUUUGAGGAAAGCCCCGUGCUGCAGGAGUGGGUAACCAGCACCGAGUUCCUCAUCUCUCUGGACCGACUCAACACGUUUGGGGACGACAUCUUCAAGGACCCCAGAGUGCUCCAAUCCUACUACUAUGCAGUGUCUGACUUCUCCGUGGGUGGCAGGUGUAAAUGCAACGGUCACGCCAGCGAGUGUGGCCCUGACGAGAUGGGCCAGCUGGCCUGCCGAUGCCAGCACAACACCACGGGCGUGGACUGCGAGCGCUGCCUGCCCUUCUUCCAGGAUCGCCCGUGGGCUCGUGGCACCGCGGAAGCCGCCAACGAGUGUCUGCCUUGCAACUGUAGCGGCCGCUCCGAGGAGUGUACGUUUGACAGGGAGCUCUUCCGGAGCACGGGCCAUGGCGGCCGCUGUCACCACUGCCGCGACCACACGGCCGGGCCACACUGUGAACAUUGUGAGAAAAACUAUUACCGCCGGGACCCGAGGAUAUCGUGCCAACCCUGUGACUGCCAUCCUGCGGGCUCCCUGAGCCUCCAGUGUGACAGCUCAGGCAUCUGUAACUGUAAGCCCACAGUGACGGGCUGGAAGUGUGACCGCUGCCGGCCUGGGUACCACUCGCUCAGCGAGGGAGGCUGCAGACCCUGCACCUGCAAUGUUGCUGGCAGCCUAGGUACCUGUGACCCCCGAAGUGGGCGCUGCCCCUGCAAAGAUAACGUUGAAGGCAAUCUGUGUGACAGAUGUCGCCCUGGGACGUUUAACCUGCAGCCUCACAAUCCAGCUGGGUGCAGUCGCUGCUUUUGCUAUGGCCACUCCAAGGUGUGUGCCCCCGCUGCAGGGUUCCAGACACACUACAUCCUCUCAGACUUCCGUCAGGGAGCUGGUGGCUGGCAAGCCAGAGCCAUGGGGGCCUCGGAGCGUCCCCCCAAAUGGAUCCGGAGUGGGGUUCUCCUGGGCCUGCAAGGCGGGGAAGAGCUCUCAGCACCUGAGCAGUUCCUGGGAGACCAGAGGUUCAGCUACGGGCAGCCCCUCAUACUGACCCUCAGCGUAACCCCCGGGGGCUCACCACCCCCUGUGCAGCUGAGGCUGGAGGGGGCAGACUUGGCCCUGGCUUUGAGGCCCUCCAACCUGCCCAGCUCUCAGGACACCAGGAAGCCAGGGCAGGUGCAACUCUGGUUCCUCUUGCAGGAGACCUCUGAGGAUGCAGGAGACCCCCCGUUGCCCGCCUUUCACUUCCAGCGGCUGCUUGGCAAUCUCACAGCUCUGCGUAUCUGGACCAGUGGCCAAGGCCCUUCUGGUCAAAUACUCCUUCGUGAAGUUCGGUUCACAUCGGCUCGACCUCAGCAGGGACUCGCUACCCCAGCCUCCUGGGUGGAGACCUGCUCAUGUCCCCAGGGAUACUCAGGCCAGUUCUGUGAAUUCUGUGCUCCAGGAUACAAAAGAGAGACACCACGGGGGGGUCCCUAUGCCAACUGCAUCCCCUGUGCCUGUAACCAGCAUGGUACCUGUGACCCCAACACAGGGAUCUGCCUGUGUGGCCACCACACCGAGGGCCCGUCUUGUGAGCGCUGCAUGCUGGGUUUCUACGGUAAUCCCUUCAUAGGCCAUGCCGAUGACUGCCAGCCCUGUCCAUGCCCUGGACAGUCAGCCUGUACAACCAUCCCAGAGAGUGGAGAGGUGGUGUGUACCCACUGCCCCCCUGGCCAGAAAGGACGACGCUGUGAAGGCUGUGAAGAUGGCUCUUUUGGGGACCCACUAGGACUCUCCGGAGCUCCCCAGCCCUGCCACAGGUGCCAGUGCAGUGGGAACAUAGACCCCAAUGCCGUGGGCAACUGUGACCCCCACUCUGGCCACUGCCUACGCUGCCUGUACAAUACAACAGGGGCCCACUGCGAGCACUGUCAGGAGGGUUUCUAUGGGAGUGCCUUGGCAGCGAGGCCUGCAGACAAAUGCAUGCCUUGCAGCUGUGACCGGGAAGGCUCAGUCAGUGAGCAGACGCCAUGCAACCCAGUGACAGGCCAGUGUGCCUGCCUGCCUCACGUCACUGGGAGGGACUGCGGUCACUGCAACCUUGGCUUCUAUGACCUUCAGCCUGGGAGGGGCUGCCAGAGUUGCGAAUGUCACCCACUUGGCUCCCUGGAGAACCAGUGCCACCCCAAGACUGGGCAAUGCCCCUGCCGACCCGGCGUCACUGGCCGGGCCUGUGACAGGUGCCAGCUGGGCUUCUUUGGUUUCUCUGUCAAAGGCUGCAAGGACUGUAGGUGCUCCCCACUGGGUGCUGCCUCAGCUCAGUGCCAUGAGAACAGUACCUGUGUGUGCCGGCCCGGCUUCGUGGGCUACAAGUGUGACCGCUGCCAGGACAAUUUCUACCUUGUGGAGAAUGGCACACGCUGCCAGGAGUGUCCCACUUGCUACGCCCUGGUGAAGGAGGAGGCAGCCAAACUGAAGGCCAGGCUGACACUGAUGGAGGGGUGGCUGCAGGGGUCUGACUGUGGCAGCCCCUGGGGACCACUAGAUAUUCUUCAGGGAGAAUCCCCGAGGGGGGACAUCUACCAAGGUCACCACCUACUGCAAGGGGCCCCGGAAGCCUUCCUAGAGCAGAUGCUGGGCCUCGAGGGUGCCGUGAAGGCUGCCCAGAAGCAGCUUCAAGUACUGAGUGGGAGCGUCCGCUGCACCCAGCCCGGAGCCCAGAAGACCUGCGUCCAGCUGGCCGAGCUGGGGGUGGUGCUGCGGUCCUCAGAGGAGGAGAUCCUACAUGCAACCUCAGCUCUCUCAUCUCUGGUGAUUCUUCAGGACGGAUCCAGCAUGCCCACCAAUUGGAGCCAUCUGACUGCAGAGGCCCAUGUCCUUGCUAGGGGUCAUAGGGACACUGCUGCCAAGAUCGAAAUAGCCGCACGGCGUGCCCUGCAUGCCUCCAAUGCCAGCCACGUGCUCCUGUGGGGUCUACUGGAAGAUAGAAUGGCCCUGGAGACCCAGCGGGACCUGGAGGACAGGUACCAGGAAGUCCAGGCGGCCCAGACAGCACUAGGCACAGCUGUGGCGGAGGCAUUGCCCAAAGCUAAGAGGGCACUGUCCACCGUGAAGCAAGUCAUUGGUGGUGCAGCCCCAUGUCUGGGCUCACUGGCUGCCCCUGGAACACAGUCUCAGAAGUCCCAAGCUGAGGACCUGGACUCAAAAGCGCAGGCCCUGGAACAGAGGGUUGCACAGAGGGAGCGCAAGGCCACCCAGGCUACAGGACCCCUGCAGGCUAUGGCCCAGGUGUCACUGCAGAAGACAGAGCCCUUCAAACAGCUGCACCGGGAAGCCACAGCUGCCUUGACCCAGGCUUCUUCAGCUGUCCAGGCUGCCACAGUGACCAUCGCAGGAGCCAAGACUCUACUAGCUGACCUGGAGGGAAUGAAACCCAGGUUUCCUCGACUCAAGGAACAGACAGCGCUUCAGAGGAAAGCAGGCAUCGUGGGGGACAGGCUCCUGGUGGACAUAAAAAGGAAGACCAGACAGGCAGAGAGGAUGCUGGGAAAUGCAGCAUCUCUCUCCUCCAGUGCCAGGAAGAAGAGCAAAGAAACAGAGGUGUUGGCCAAGGACAAUGCCAAGCUCGCCAAGGCCUUGCUGACGGAGGGGAAGCAGGGGCACCGUCGUGCCAGCAGACUCGCCAGCCAGACACAGGCCACGCUCCGACAGGCCUCUCGGCUGGUGCUCUCCUCAGAAGCCCAAAAACGGGAGCUGGAGGAAGCUGAACAGGUGGCCGCUGGGCUUAGCACUGUAGAGCAACAGAUCCAGGAAUCACGUGUCUCUCUGGAGAAGGAUGUCAGGGCCCUGUCUGAGCUGCUGGCCAAGCUGGGAUCCCUGGACACCCACCGAGUCCCUGCCCAGAUCUUAAAUGAGACCCAGCAGGCACUAGAAGGCUUGAGACUGCAGCUGGGCUCACGGGGGGUUCUGCAGCGCAAACUGAGGCAGCUGGAGCAGGAGUCCACCCAGCAGGAGCUGCAGAUACAGAACUUUGAGAGCGACCUCGUCGAGAUCCGUGCGGACAAGCAGAACUUGGAGGCCAUUCUGCGAAGCCUCCCUGAGCACUGUGCCAGCUAGACCUCAGCACAAGCCCCCCACCUGCUGUUUCCUGCCCAACCCAAACAGAAGUCCCAGAUCUGGCUACUGAAUGCUCACGCUCCCUUGCCAGUGUGUCCACACAUACUUUCCCCCCAUGGCAGGAGUGAGUACACACUCUCAGCUCCACAGGUGGCCCUAUGUGAAGCUCUCAGUGUGUGCUCCCUACACAUGCAUCAGCACACACCCCCCAGCAUCAGAAAUAUACAUGGCCACACUUGUACAUCUGUGGGCACAAGUAUGUGGGCACAUGUAUGUGUGGGCACAUGUAUGCAUGGGCACAUGUAUACGCAAUGUACAUGUGUGUUCAGGCCCAUCUGUGCAUGCACACACAGGGUAGUCUCCAGCUGUAAAGAGGCAGCCAUGGGCUUGAGCACCCUCUGCAUGUUGGCUGAGUCCUGUUAUAAAAAAUUCCCUGUAGUGUUAACAUUACUACAACCCUCACUCUGGCCGAAGCGGAGCUGGUACAGGAGAAGCUGAGCAGUCAUCUACAGACAUCUGGAGUAGUCACAGAGCUGUUCCUGACCCUGCUCUAUCUCCCCCCUCGCACUGGUCACCCAGCUUCUCUAAGAACUGAAGGAUCAGGCUGACCAAGAACUGAGGAUUCUCAGAAGUGGCAUCUGAGGCCACGGUGUGGCCCACUAGGCCCACAGGAUGAGGCACAGAUGUCAUUGUCUUUUGUAGACACUUCCGUCUCAGGAUCUGGAUGGUCUGCAGCAAUCUCUUCGAGGGAAGUGCCAGCCCCCUUUCAUCCCUGGAUCUACCUGAAGAACCAGGCCCUUCCGUGUCUGGAUCAUGAGGCCUCAAACAGGUCACUGGGAACAUCCCUUUGUGCCCCUGCUGACCCGAUUCUUUGAUUGACACUUUCUGAACCGGCCCUGUGGCCCCACCUUUCACAAGGGAUGCCACAGGGGUGUGGAAGCCUGGCUGUCAUUCCAGGCCUCCUGCCUGGGGAAUCCCCUGUGGCCAAGCUCAUGGUGGCUUCUGCCCAGGACUCCCUGGCCUUUCCUCCUGGUGUUUCUCCUCUCUCUAUCUGAGCCCUCUUCCAGCACAGCAGGGCCUUGCCACCAGGAUGACAGCCAUCUUUGCAGCCCUGUUCCUUCCCUGAGUCCCAGGGGAAUGGUGGCAAGUGAACUGAUUCUGAGUAUGAGAAAAUAAAGGGCCCUUUUCUGAGCUAA
Messenger RNA from Nannospalax galili (Upper Galilee mountains blind mole rat), 5978 nucleotides. RefSeq names its product laminin subunit gamma 3 (gene Lamc3). The coding region runs from base 28 to 4782 and encodes 1584 amino acids. The record is from RefSeq and is a predicted model, not a curated record. Lineage: Eukaryota; Metazoa; Chordata; Mammalia; Rodentia; Spalacidae. The transcript is spliced from 28 exons.